Balaenoptera ricei (Rice's whale) is the source of this 9675-nucleotide messenger RNA. RefSeq names its product ectodysplasin A2 receptor (gene EDA2R). The record is from RefSeq and is a predicted model, not a curated record. NCBI's taxonomy places the organism in Eukaryota, Metazoa, Chordata, Mammalia, Artiodactyla, Balaenopteridae. Gene Ontology annotation, biological process: positive regulation of JNK cascade; positive regulation of canonical NF-kappaB signal transduction; tumor necrosis factor-mediated signaling pathway. Gene Ontology annotation, cellular component: plasma membrane. Bases 191 to 1276 code for a protein of 361 amino acids. The transcript has 7 exons. Gene Ontology annotation, molecular function: protein binding; tumor necrosis factor receptor activity.
AAUGGCGGCGACGCCCCCACGCGCCGUACUGUGGAGGAUGACGGGAAGGACUCGGCAGCAAUGACUGGAGGAUGGACCCCGGGCGCUGGCCGCUGAGUUUGGGGUUUUGGUCCCCCGAGCUGUGACAGCACCUUCUUGUGAAAGCGCUUUGGAAAAUUUAAAGAGGUCUCUAAGCUACAGCAUUCCCACCAUGGAUUGCCAAGAAAAUGAGUACUGGGACCAAUGGGGACGGUGUGUCACUUGCCAACUCUGUGGGCCUGGACAAGAGCUCUCCAAGGAUUGUGGUUAUGGAGAAGGUGGAGAUGCAUACUGCACAGCCUGCCCUCCCCGCAGAUACAAAAGCAGCUGGGGCCACCAUAGAUGUCAGACUUGCAUCACCUGUGCUGUCAUCAAUCGUAUCCAGAAGGAGAACUGUACAGCUACCUCUAAUGCCGUCUGUGGGGACUGUCUGCCCAGGUUCUACCAAAAGACACGUAUUGGAGGCCUGCAGGAUCAAGAGUGUAUCCCGUGCACGAAGCAGACCCCCACCUCUGAGGUUCAGUGUGCCUUCCAGUUGAGCUUAGUGAAGGCAGAUGUACCCACAGUAUCCCCUCAGGAGGUCACACUUGUUGCACUGGUGAGCAGUCUGCUCAUGGUGUUUACCCUGGCCUUCCUGGGGCUCUUCUUCCUCUACUGCAAGCAGUUCUUCAACAGAAAUUGCCAGCGUGGGUGGAUCAUCCUGUCUCUGACUUUGGAGGCCAGUUUCUCAGAUAAGAGCUGUUGCCCAGUCCCUGGGCAUGGGCAUGAAACAUGGGCAAUGAAGCAUUUGGGCCCCAGGGCCCGGAAAGAAGAAGAUGAGGCAACAUCUGAGAGCUGCCUGUCUCCCUCCUCCUGCCUCAGGAGAAGAGAAAUGGUUUCAGGAGGUUCGCUGCAGUAUGAGGCUGACGAGGCAGCGGAGGAGGAAUCUCUCUUCCCCAUGCCACCUGGCCAGGAGACCAGUCCUGAGUCCCCACUGAGUGAAAGCAUCUUUGAGACCCAGGCACUUAACCCCAUCCUGGAUGACGACUGCAGCUCGACUCGUGGCUUCCCCACACAGGAGUCUUUUACCUUGGCCUCCUGUGCCUCAGAGAGUCACUUCCACUGGGUCCACACUCCCAUCGAAUGCACAGAGCUGGACCUGCGAAAGUUUUCCAGCUCUGCUUCCUAUACUGGAGCUGAGACCUUGAGGGGGAACACAGCUGAAAGCUCUGGAGACAGACUGGAGCUCACUGUACCCUUUGAAGUACCCAGCCUUUAACUCUACUGAGGUGAGCUGGAAAGGUAGGGUAGAAAGACCAGAAAUUGGGGACCACCCCCAAAAGGAAUUAUCCCUUGGAGUACUGUUGUUCAGUAGGGCUAGUGUCAGAGGAACAUCAAGCUAGGAACAUUGGUGGAUGGAGGGACAACUGUGAUAAUGUUAAUCUUUUGAGCCAGUCAGUCAUACAUCAUAUAUCUGAGCCUACAGUUGUCAAGGAACUGGCCAGGUUGACAUGACACCAGUUUUUCUAUCCUGGCUUUUUGCACUCUCUCUCAGGGCCCCACUGUCUAAUAGUUAUAUUCAGUUAUCUCCCAUCAUGUAUUCAAGCACCAAGGUACAGUGGGAAAAUAUACAAACCUUGGCACCUAGAAGCCUUAUAUUUCAAAUCUACCUCCAUUCCUUAAUAAAUAUCUGUGUGAAGCUUGUGUAAAUCCCUUCACCUCUCUGAGUCUCAGGUCCUUAAUCUGUGAAAAGUAGAAAAUACUAUUCACCUUAUAUUGUGAGAGUUGAAUGAGAAAUGCAUGUGCAAGUGCCUUUUACAGUGUCUAAUGCAUUAGAGGUGUUUAAAUCAUAUUAGUUUGUCUUUCCCUCCCUUGCCCCCGGUCACAAUUUAUAUUGGGUUGGCCAAAAAGUUUGUUCGGGUUUUUCCAUAAUGUCUUAUGGAAAAACCCAAAUGAACUUUUUGGCCAACCCAAUACAUCCUUACAUAUACACUACACUCGUCUGGUCUUCAUAACAUACCUUUGUGGUAAGCAGGUCAGGGUUUGUUAGCUUCACUUUAUAGAGGCAGGAACUGAGACGCAGAGAGGGAAAGUGAUUUGCUUAAAGUCACAGAGCAUGUCAGUGGCAGAACUGGGUUAGAGCCCAGGUUUUGGAGCUCCAAGUAAGUAACAAGGGGCAGUAUGAAGCAUGGGGGUGGAUUCCUAUUUUUCAACUAACCAAUUACUUUCACCCCCAUUUCCAUAUUUCUCCAGCUAUGAUAUUGUCCAGGUCCCCCAAUGACUCCCCCUCCCUAUAUCUUACCUAAGAAAAUAUAAACAAUAUGUAGACGAAAGCCAAGACUCCUAUUAAACCGGUCAGCCUAGAUACCUUCAAGGUCAUCUAGGCCAACCUCCCUUCCAGCUCCUCCAAUCCAUGCUUUUAUAAUAUCCCCACGAAGUGUUUAUGUCAUCCUUGCUCACAUACUUACAGUAUCAGAGAGCUCACUACUGCCCAACAUGUAUUGCAGCUAUGACUGGUGGAUUUGAGCUCAGUGUAAAGAAAAACUUUCUGUCUUCUUAUAAUAACCACCCUUGGGUCCUGCUCUGCUCCUUGGGCCACACAGACCUCAUCUGCUUCCUGUGUCUUGUGAUAGCCCUGAAGAAGUCUAAAGAUAGCAUCUCCUCUCUGGAAAGUACCACUUUGGGUUCCUUUAAAGUAUGGGGGGCUUAAAACUGAACCCAGUUUCAUGAGGAAUUGUCUCACCAACACAGAGUAGGGUAGAACUGUCAUCAUGUCCACCCCACACAAGUGAUGUUUUUCUGCUAUUGUACCCUAACCACUGGCCUAAACCAUUUUUUUUGAGGCAUGGGAAGAGAAAGGAGCUAGUGAGAUUGCCCCAUAGGUUUCUAACUUGCUCUGCUCCCUCCCUAGGUCUCUUGGGCUCCUGGCAGCCCAGUUGUUCUCCCUGGACUCUCCUGCCUUGUUCCUAUACCACAACAGCAGCAGGGGCAUGGGAUGUGGUAUCCACAACAGCCUGUACUCUACAGACGGGGCACAUCCUAUCCCAUCCCACCAAAGAAUUGAUUCUUCAUCAUUUUCCCGAGACUGACCAGCAGCAUUUUUUGCUUUCCUAUCCUAGAUAGCCUGGAGAGCCAGAUUCCCCAGUCAUGGGACUACCAGACAUGUUCCUAGCUCAGCUUGAUUAUAGAGAGGAGGGGAGGGGAUGGCAAUGAAUGGGGUAGAGUUUUACUGCCUGCAUCUUUGGUCAGGUGAACCUGAAGGAGGAGCCUCUCAGUACCCUAUUGAUACAUCGACCUAGCACUUUAGGGACAAAAUCAAACUCUUCCCCCUUUCUCUCCUCCGCACUGCCCCCCCUCCCCAGUACACACACACACACACACACACCUACACACAUCUUAGGAGAGGCCUGAAACCUUGAUUCCCCACACAUCUCUUAGACUUCUGUGGCUGUGACAAUCACGGAGCUAACCCCUUUGCCCCCUGGGGUCUUCCUCUCCACUUAUAGGUUUCUUACCUUUUUUAGUUGGGAUCCAACUCAGUGUCUUUUUGACUUUUAAAAUGAUACUUCCUAAAGUUCCUUUUAUCUUAUUUCUCUUCUUUUCUUGCCUCCUUUGUCCCUUCCUGGUGCCUUGUCUUCUUAAGCCCAAGGCUGAGCCUCUAGAUCCCCAGGGCCAAACUCAGAGCUCAGAGCUUUCAUCUUUGGGAUGGCCAUGAAAUCCCUGAGAUCUAGGGGGGGGGGACACUUAGGAGCUUAGGUUUUCAAUGAAGCCUGCCCUAGGGCUGCUCAGGGACUAUUGGUGCUUUCUUGGUUUAGAGAAAAACCAAUCAAUUGCUGAGCCCUCACCAACAGUUUCACAUGCUUCUCAGAAUAAAGUGGAACUUCUCUCUCCAUGGCUGAUGCCACAGGGCAGAUGAGAACAUCAAGGCUCAGAUGUGGGCACCAUGGAUUGUUUUUAAGUCUCCCUUAUGUCCAUAAUGGGCUACUAGGGCUGAUACCCACUCCCUCACUGUGGGACAGAUUUUGAAAGAAAACUUGCCCAGAUGAGUAGAGCAACUAUCUCCUUUGUUUGGGAGCAACCUAUAUACUCCAGAAUGUUGGAUGUGACUUAAUUUGUGAAAACCAAGACUGUAUCUUAGGGUGGGAAUGCUGGAAUUUACUACGUAUAUGUGCUGCACUUUACAGUUUGCAGUAUGCAUUCACAGCAAUCAUCUCUUUGGAUCUUUAUACACACCCUGAGGUGGGCAGGGCAAGGAUUACCAUCCCCAGGUUGCAGAUGAUGAAGCUGAGGCUCAGAAAUGGAAGGUGACUGCACUCAGUAAUGUAUGGGGUAAUUAUCAAGGCUAGGGUCCUCUCCAAUAUCUUGAAAUCUUCAUUUUCUAGAAGACAGUGUUUUAAAGUAGUAGCUUUUCUGGCAUAUCUGUUCCAGAAAACAACUCUUUUUGGAAGCAAAAGGGGUGGAGGGACAAAUAAGGCCCUUAUGCCUGAAUGUGAAUGAGGUAAUAUCCUUGCCUACAAUACCAAACCUAUUCUCUCCCCCUCCCAUCAGCUCCCCUACUCCCACCCUGUAGCCAGCCUGGAUGUAUAUUCUCUGCCAGAUCUGACCCCAGUGGAAAGGUAAGAGACUUUCCAUUCAGCACUGUCUCUCAAGAGAUCAAAAAGUGAGAAGAGCUGCAAGGUCAGACAAAACUCUUUCUAUCUGUCUAUCUUACCUCCUUUUGCCACUGGGGGUAAGAAAGAAGGUAUAAAGGUUGGAGCCAGUAGGAGUAUCCAUCCUACUUGUCCUCCCUCCUAUAUUCCUCUAUUCAAUUUAAGAGUCUCUGAUCUUAGUUUGGACAAUGACUUGAGACUUUAACUUUAGAGGUGGGAGGGGGGCAAAUAUCCCAUCUUUAAAAGCCUCUCCCAGGUAGAUUGCAGAUAUUUGAGCAAGUCUGUCAAUUAUAACACUUUAGUGUUUUACAGUCUAAAAAAGUUCAUUCAUACAUGCCUAAUUUAAAGAUGAGGAACCUGAGUCCUAGAGAGAAGUAGUAACUUACCCAAAGCAAUUCAUAUUUUGGAAAGGCAGCCUGCUCCACACUCCCACCCCCAGACUGAAGUGUGGAUUCCAUGGCUGAGAAUAGAGCCAGGGAAGGGCAGUUAGAGCAGAAACUGCUCUUGGCUAUGGCAGAAGGACAGGCAGAGGUGUUGGAGGGCACUAGUUAUUUCUAUCCACUAGACACUGCCUAAAUAACCCUUAAAAUAUCAUUAAGGAACAUAGGGAAGAAACAGGAGAUUGAAUAAGGCAAUUCAUCUCCACCACCAGAAAAAAACAGCUGGCCCCAUAGUCUAAGUGCUACGGAGGCAGCAGUGUAGUCUUCCACUGAAAAAUAGCACAUGACUUCAUCCACACCCAGGAUGGAGAGGGUUUCUUUGUUUUUUGUUUCUUGGGGUUUUUUUUGGCUUUACUCUCCCCUAUAGCUCUUACCUCCUAUGGCCUACAAGGUUUCCCCUCCCUUCUUCCAGGUCCCUCUAGACUCACCACACUCCCUGGGUUAGCUGGAAGAUCUUAUGCAUGUUUGAAGAGUGAUGGUCCUGUGUUGCAGCAUAGGGCAGGGCAAAUAAUUUCCCUGUGGAUCUCCUGGGCCUCACCCUUUAUUUGAAGUGCUAUAACUCUCCACCUCCGGCAGGGAACCAGGCUGGAAUUUGCCCUAUUGGAACCUUACGGAAAAUCUCUGAGCCAAGGUGACCUUCCCUCUGGGGCCUGAUUUCCCCAAACUACCUCCCAGCAGUCCUCCAAAGAUACCUUCCAAUAUACUUAGGAGUAGCUGAGUGGGUAGAGGAAGGGAGCCCCACUGCCGCUUUCUAUUAACAUGUCAGUUGGAUCUCAGAUUUCCCACCACCCCUUUCCAUUUGAUUCUUUCCGAAGUGUGUUUUUGCUUUAAUUCUUACCUAUACAUCUCAUGACCAGGAAGGAACAAGCAACUUGGAGGCUGUAUUCUUCUUUAUUAUCUGGCUUUCUGAGGCCUGUACAGCUAGUUCUGUCCAACAAGUACUUGGUGGUUAAUUAAGUACAUUAAAUAUCAUGUGAACUUCAUUAGGUCCUAGCCCUGGCAAAUGAAUGCUCUCUACCACAAAACCUCUGCUUUCAGGAUUUUAUUAAAUGCAUCUUUAGGGACAGUUCAUCUACAAACAUUGAUUAAGGGCUCCUGGGACAACCCAUUGGUCAGGGUGCUAAAAGCACCUGGGAAAAAGUAAAUAGGCCCCAUUGUACUGGACUGGGGAUUAGAAGCAAUUGAAUUACUAGCCUGCACCAAGCAGCCUGACUUAACACAGGUAUUGGCAAAUAUGUGUGAGCCAAGUGUUUAGGCCUUGACCUUUAGGUUCUCUGUUCUUUUCUUUCUGGGACAGUUUAUUCUUAUCUCACUGGCUCUAAUUAGUCAUGUCUGCAGCUUCUGGUAGGGCAAGAACUAGUAUCCAAACAGAAGAUGAUUCAGCUUGGGCAGGCCUUAGGUGUUCAAAGGUCACCAUGUGCCUGGCAGUGGUUCAAGCCCAAGUCUAACACUGCUGCAUCUAUCGCAAAGGUAAUGAUUUUGUCACAGUCAUAAUGACAUUAUGAUAAAAUGUUACAGCCAGCCUUAUUCAUUGUGCCUGCUCUAGACUUUAUAAUUUACAAAGCUCUUUUAUGUUUAUGGUCUCAUUUCAUCCUCCCAAACCCCUGAAUAAGAUGUUAUUAUAUCCCUUUUGAAGAAAAGUAAAACAGCUCAUAUUAGAUAUGUGGCUUGUCAGGCCAGAGAUCAGUCUGACCCAAGUCUCCUGAUCCCCAGACCAGGGCUUUCUCCACUGUUUCCCCUUAACAACUGCUUUAGGAUGGUACAGUUACCACAGUGGCACUGAGGGCAACAUUGCAGAUAAAAACAGCAAUCAUGUAGCAAAAUUCCCCAAUGGUAUAUCCAUAAACACAAUUACUGCAAAGCUCAUUGUGAGCCCCAUCCAAGACAAGAAACUUCCUGGCUAGAAUACCCAGCCCAGAAUAACUUCUUAGCAAUGAUAUUUUCUGUAGCAAUUAAGACAACAGCCUUGGUUUCUGGGGUUACCCCAGUGCACAGGUGUGCCAACAAGGAGCAAGGUCCUCAUGGUAUGAACAUUGUGUGACCAUCCCAAGUCAUACCCAGCAUCACCUUGGUUCUAACUUUCAUUCUGAAGUUAAAAAAUUGUGGUUAGUAAUUGAACUAAGGAAAUGUUUUACUUUGCUUUUUAAGAUAUCUUGGGUAGAGGUAAGGUGAAGCAUGCUUUUUUUCCUUAUAAUUGCUGCUUGGCCAUGGCAAAUGUCACACUCAAGCAUUUGUUCCUGGGGAGGGUUUUUAAAUAUUUCAUUGCUUUUAAAGUAUGGGCAUCUUUGAGUGACUUGCUUUCAUGUAUCUUUUCUAUUUGGGGGUUAUUGGUCAGUGGAAGCACAAAGGACAUGUGACAGAAAAGUUUUCAACAUGUCCCUAAGACUAGAAAAUAGUUGAGUUGUCUAUAUUUGAACUAGCAAAAGAAAGUUGUUCUUGCUUGUAAGGGAGGGGAGGUAUUUACUGAGGAUGAGUUUAGAUUUUUGGUUUCGUAUUUUCUUCUCUGUAUAUCUGGAUUUGGAUUUUGACAGGGAGGAGCCUAGGAGAGCAACUUUCUCCUCCAAGGUUCUCAGAUCCAGGCUUGGUAACAGUGUCAAUACUGUAGCACCCUCUCCACAACACAAACCCUACUAUACUGGGAAGAUAAUCUCUUAUGCACCUAACCCCCUGCUCACCUCACUAAGAAGGUCUCUGGUGUUUUACAUUGAAUGUAGGUAAAUUUUAAUUACUUUUCCCUCCUAAAUUGGUUAUUUAUAGAGCUUUUGUUCAAUCUUGAGCCAUAUGCAUAUGUGGCUACUGGCAGAGUUAUGUUUUAUUUCUGAUGCUCUGGAAAUAUUUCAUAUUAGCCAAUAAAGAAAAAUACAUCCAAACACCUUGUUUAUUCCUCUACUUUCAAAUAACAAGGUGCCUCAUUUGGCUGGUGUGUCUUUGCUCAGUGAGUACAGCAAGGAAAUGUGUUUCUUAUCAGUGGGUCCAUCACCAGGGAUAGUAGGAUCCACUGACUUGCCACCCAAGAGGUCUGGGUUAUAGUCCAAGCUCUCCUUCUAUAUUUUUGAAUUGCUUAUGACAUUUAUCUUUUUUUCUGGGCUACAGAUCUACUAGAACUUCUUGAGUUCUAAACUAAUACUUCUUAAAACAGGUUCCAUGCCCUAAGAGGACUGUGCACAUGUCUUGUGAGGUCUGCAAAAUCUCUCAGAGAUUGUGUGUAUUUUCAUUUUGACUAUAAUAUUCUUUUAAAAAAAUAUAAGCAUAUUUUAUUUAGACCAUCUGGAUUAUUAUCUCUUAAAAGCACUACCUGGCCAUUUCAGAGUCUGUGUUUACAAUCUCGUUGGAUUUAAAGAAGCACCUAAGGAGAUAAUAUUUAACUUUGAAUGCUGUGCUUUACUAUAAUCUUAUUUAAGAGCUAGAGAAAUCAAGUUCCUCCCAUCUUUAAUAUGCUAUGAUCCUGACAACAAAACAUGUUGGCAAGGAUGUGGAGAAUGGGACCUCUCAUACCUUACUGGUGGGAUUGUAAAAUGGUACACCCACUUUUGAAAACAGCCUGUCAAUUCCUCUAAAAGUUAAAGUUAGAAUUACUAUAUAAUCCAAUAAUUCCACUAUGUAUGUACACCAAGAUAAUUAAAAAUAUAUGCACACACAAAACUUUUACACAAAUAUUCAUAGAAACAUUAUUUAUAGUAUCCAAAAAGUGGAAACAACCUAAAUGUCUAUCAGCUGAUGAAUGGAUAAACAAAUUGUCAAGUAUACAUAUAACAGAAUAUUCAGUAAUUAAAAAGAUUGAACUGACGCACAAUAUGUCAUAAAUGAACCUCAAAGCAAGCUGAGUGAAAAAGCCAGACACAAGAGACCACAUAUUGUAUGAUUCCAUUUAUACAAAAUUUCCAUAUAGGCAAGCUAAUGGAGACAGAAGGUAGAUUAAUGGUUGCCUCAGGCUGGGGGGUGAGAAAAGGGGUUAAAAAUGGUCCCCAAUUUAUGUUGAUUCAAUUUACAACUUUUUGACUUUAUGAUGGUGUGAAAGUGAUAAACAUUCAGUAGGAAACAUACUUCAAAUUUUGAAUUUUGAUCUUUUCCUGGGCUAGCAAUAUGUGCUCUAAUACUCUCUUGUAAUGCUGGGAGCCACAGCUCCCAGUCAGCCAUGCAAUCACAAAGGUAACCAACUGAUACACUUAUAACCAUUCUCUACCCAUACAACCAUUCUGUUUUUCACUUUCAGUGCAGUAUUCAGUAAAUUACAUGAGAUAUUCAAUACUUUAUUAUAAAAUAAGCUUUGUGUUUGAUGAUUUUUCCCAACUGUAGGCUAAUGUAAGUGUUCUGAGCACAUUUAAGGCAGGCUGUGCUAAGCUGUGGUGUUUGGUAGGUUAAGAGUAUUAAAUGCAUUUUACACUUAGGAUAUUUUCAAAUAUGAUGAAUUUAUCAGGAUGUAACCCGGUUGUAAGUCAAGGAAAAUCUGUAAAUGUAAAUAGGCAUGAGGGAUCUUAUUUGGGGAUAAAAAUGUUCUAAAAUUGAGCUACGAUGAUUGCUGCAACACUCAGUAAAUAAAAAUUGUUGAAAUGCACACUCGAAAUGGAUGAAUUUUAUCAUAUGUAAAA